This is a messenger RNA of Phyllopteryx taeniolatus (common seadragon), 3949 nucleotides long. Its product is annotated as phosphatidylinositol 4,5-bisphosphate 3-kinase catalytic subunit gamma isoform. The coding region runs from base 316 to 3582 and encodes 1088 amino acids. The transcript is spliced from 13 exons. The record is from RefSeq and is a predicted model, not a curated record. Gene Ontology annotation, cellular component: phosphatidylinositol 3-kinase complex, class IA; cytoplasm; plasma membrane. Gene Ontology annotation, biological process: phosphatidylinositol-3-phosphate biosynthetic process; cell migration; phosphatidylinositol 3-kinase/protein kinase B signal transduction. Gene Ontology annotation, molecular function: 1-phosphatidylinositol-3-kinase activity; 1-phosphatidylinositol-4-phosphate 3-kinase activity. NCBI's taxonomy places the organism in Eukaryota, Metazoa, Chordata, Actinopteri, Syngnathiformes, Syngnathidae.
CUGAUAGUUUGCUCUUCCUUUGCUCAGUUGAAGAAAUCAUGUUUGCGCACAGAGGAAUGAUCAUAUAGGAGCGAGAGGGAGAAAACCCAUCCUGGCACAGGGAGAACAUGCCAACUCCACACAGGAAGACCACGCUGAUUCAACUCAUAAACAGUUUGUGGACCAAUUGGUCCAAUAUCAGCAUGCAAUGUUAGCACGGUGCAAAAAGGGAAAUGCUGUCUAUUCCUGUAUUCCUUCUCUUCUACAGCAUACUGUACAUGAAUGUGGAAGUGACAAUGAAACAAAACAAAGUGUGCUGUUGGCCUAGCAAUCUCAAUGGAUCUCGCACGGACGCAAAACUUUCCAGGGGACAGGUUGAAGCUCAUCUGCCAGUUCGGGUCCGGCACGAGCCUCCCCAACAGGGACCGUACAGAAGGUGAGCGGGUGUCCGUGAUCCUUCCCGCUCGGUGCACCGUCCACCGGUUGAGGAUGUACGUCUCCGUGCAGGUGCAGAACCGCCAUCCAGAUCCAUCUGCGAUACUGGAUCCCGAAAGGUACAUUGUGCUUUAUUCCAAGGGAGAAGACUGGUAUGAGGCCUAUGACAACUCUCAGAUUCUCAGGACACUUGAUAUGGCGUGGUGGUAUGACGACGUUGGCUUUCUGACAGCCCACGUUGUGCUGAAGGAGAUGGCGGAGGUCCAUUGUGAGUCGAAACAGAAAGUGCACCGGUUCCUGGCCUUCCUGAUUGGACACGAUCUGGAGAAAGAGGUGGCAGACAAACAUUGCGAGCUCGCGUACACCCGCAGGAAACUAGCGUCUUCCAGAAGCCAAGAGCUAAGGAAUCGGGAUGACACUUUGUACACCACAGAACCUUGGGUAGCAAACACCCCAGUCCCAAUUGACUUCAAGCCCUUGCUCAAUAGAAAACUCCCCGUCACCCUUCAUUACAUGAACCAGAUCAGUUUCAGUAUAGAAGUCGAUUUCAGUGCAACACCCGAUAUCCUUCUUAAAGUUUUUCAAAGGCUGAUGACGCAAGAGAAGCAUGAAAUCUCUGACACCUUGGUGUUAAAAGUCACAGGAAGGGAAGAGUUUUUGUCUGGUGAAUACCCUCUAAAAGAUUUCCACUGGGUACGACAGUGCUUGAAAGACAAUCAAGGUCUCCACUUGACUGUGAUCCCCAUCUCACAGCUUGUUAAGGAGACGGUCCACUUCGAGGACUUGCCCCUUGUUGAUGCUUUCAGUGGCUCAUUCCGUUCCCACGAAGAACUCUGCCUUGAAGGGAAGGCCGUGGAAGACAUUUUCAUGAUAUCCUUGUGGGACUGCAACAGAAAGUUGCGUGUCAAACUUCUCGGCAUUGAUAUUCCGACGUUCCCUAGCAAAUCCCCUCGAUCCGUCUAUGUGGAAGCAGCUAUAAUUUAUGGUAAUACAGUUCUCUCAUCAGUGACUUCAUCCCCCAGACUCUUCACAGAUGAAGUGCUGUGGAACGAGUGGCUGGACUUCGACCUGAUCAUUAAGGAUCUACCGCGUGGAGCCAAGCUGGGCUUCACCAUUAAUGCCAGCAGUAGCGACACGUCCUCGGGGACUGAGGACUCAACGAUGUCCCCAAAUAAAGAUUUAAAGUCGCCCGCGUCUUCAGUCUCCAAAACAGUAGACCCGCAGAAAGGGAAGGCAAAGGUGCUCUACUUUGUCAAUCUUCUCCUGAUUAAUUACAGGUCGGUCCUCAGUCAGGGAUACUUCGCAUUGCAUAUGUGGUUCCACCAUGACCAGGAGGAUGAGGUCAUCACUUGCCAAGCUGAUAGACUUUCCUGUGCUACUAAUCCAGAUAUAUCCAAUUCCAUGGCUAUCACCUUCCUUCUUGACCAUUACACCUUCCCCGUGGUUCUGCCAAGGAGCUUCAGCUCCACAGAAAAUUCUGAUAGUUCCAACACUGGCAUCUCCCAAAUCAAAUCUUCUCCUACCUCUGUACCCAACACUGACCGCUACAAACAGGUCCAAGACAAAGGGGAUGAGCCUGAGACCUCAGUAGCUGUACCUGAGGGCAUCUGUCCAAACAAGGCUCCCCUAAAUAGAGUCCGGGAAAAAAGUGUUUGCUGCGGUCCUGACCUACCGCAGUUCCUUCGUACUGUGGAUUGGACGAACAGCAGAGUUGUUGAAGAUAUCCACUGGUCGGUGGCAAGCUGGGACCUGACAGAGCUGGACGUGACCGUGGCCCUGGAGUUGUUGAGCAUGGACUUUGCUGACGAGAUGGUCAGGAGAUUAGCGGUGCAGAGACUCGAGAGCCUCUCCAACGAUGACGUUCUGAAGUAUUUACUCCAGUUGGUGCAGACCAUCAAAGUGGAACCUUACAAUGACAGUUUCCUCGCUCGGUACCUCAUCCAGAGAGCCCUGAGGAGCAAGCGGAUCGGCCACUUCUUCUUCUGGUACGUGCGCGGCGAGGUAACAGCCAGCCCAUAUUUCCGGCAGCGUAUGGCGGUAGUUCUGGAGGCCUACUUGCUGGGCUGCGGUCAGGCCAUGCUGGACGGCUUCGUUCAACAGGUGCAGGCUGCGGACGCUCUUCGGGAGGUCGCGGUCACGAUUAAGAAGGUCUACUCUGACAAAAGGGACCUCGCUCCAUCAGCUUCACUAAGGCUUCAGGAAAUUCUUAAGGACUGCCCGCUGCCCAAUGAAUUCCUGCUGCCUUUGGACCCCCGUGUCAAAGUAGGACAGAUUCUGCUGGAGAAAUGCAAGGUGAUGGCCUCAAAGAAGAAACCUCUGUGGUUGGAGUUCUCGCCCAUGGCGUCCCCCGCCUCUGCUUCACCUGUUGGUAUCAUCUUCAAACAGGGAGAUGACCUCAGACAGGACAUGCUGGUGAUUCAGACUUUGGCGGUGAUGGACUCCAUCUGGCAAGAGCAAUCUCUGCACCUAAACCUCGUCCCAUACGGCUGUAUCUCCACAGGACACAACAUAGGCAUGAUCGAGAUUGUUCGGGACGCAGCGACCAUCGCUGCAGUCCAAAGGAGCCGCGGAGGAACACGUGGACUCUUCAGAAAUGACGCACUCUUUGAUUGGCUCAAAUCCAAGUGCUCUCUUCAGGAAAUUCACUUCAGGACCGUGGAGCGCUUUGUAAAGUCCUGCGCCGGCUAUUGCGCGGCCACUUAUGUGCUCGGCGUCGGGGAUCGUCACAAUGACAACAUUAUGAUCACAGAUGGAGGCAAUUUGUUCCACAUCGACUUUGGCCACAUCCUGGGCAACAGGAAGCACUUCCUCGGAGUGAGCAGGGAGCGCGUGCCAUUUGUCCUGACGCCCGACUUCCUGUACGUCAUGGGAAGGGUCAAAGGUGGCGAUAGCCUCUACUUUCAAUGUUUCCGGAACGUGUGCACUCAGGCGUAUCUCGCUCUUCGCGCACACUCUCGCCUGCUGGUCACCCUCUUCUCCCUCAUGCUCCAUUCGGGCAUGCCGGAGCUGAGCGCCGCAGGGGACAUGCGCUACCUGCGGGAGGCGCUGCAAGAGGACAAGAGUGAGGCGGAGGCCGAGGCCCAUUUCCUCCAGCAGAUUGAGAAGUGUGAGCAACUGGGCUGGACCGUGCAGGCCAACUGGUGGAUCCACCGGAUGGCACACAGAUAAAAGGUGAAGCACGGGUGUCAAAACACCCAAUGACCAUUUGGGAGACUUUAACGUUCCCUAGAACUCAGCAAAAUGUCCAAACUCGGGUAUAGUUAACCUUCCCCAGUGUUAUUCACUGCUGAUCUUGUGAGUGUUAAAACAACGCAAAGAAAAUAGAGCGUUGUGUGCACUGGAGAUGUCCUGGGUUGGACUUUGUAUCUUCUCCUCAUGGGGCUUAUUUCCAGGUACUCCAUCCAUAACAUCCAUGUUCUUUCUAUUCAACCAAGAUGCUAAAAUCACAUGUCAAACCUAAGGCCCCGGGGCCAGAUCUGGCCCACUACAUGACUUUAUAUGCCCCACUAAAACAAAUAAAAGAGAGUUUACUUCA